AUGGCUACAAUUACACCGUCGCAAGACUCGGAGUCCUUCCAGAUAAUUUCCUCUCUUCGCUACGAACCUGCGCUUCCUGAGUUGCUUAGAACACAACCCACCGAUGCCUACCCAGAUCCCCUGCGAUCACCUUACUACCUUCUCCCCUAUCAUCAGGAACGACUUCUAAAAGCUGCAGAAUGUUUCGGCUGGAGCAAAGCGGCUACGUUCCUGCAACAAGACGUCGAGUCCUUCGCCGAACACCUCAACAGCUUCAUACCAGACCGGACGAAACCUUGGCGUCUGCGCAUUGUCAUUGACAGGGAUGGCACAUGCACCGUCGAGGUCAACGCAGCCCUGCCAAUUGAUCCGCUGAGCCUUCUCCUGCCUUCCGAAAUGAAUCAGACCACGCCCUGGCUUGUCACGGUAGACUCUCAAAGAACUGUGCCGUCACCCUUCACAACGCAUAAGACCACCUCCCGAGACCAUUACACUGCUGCGCGACUUCGAGCCAAGAUCACCUCCCCACAAGAUCCGGCUGAAGUGUUAAUUGUGAACCCUCACGGGCAAAUUAUGGAGGGUAGCAUAACGACUGCAUAUUUCAGACGACGGAAGUCCGCAUCAACACAAGUAAAGCUUAAUCAAGAGGAUGCCGGGCCGGCUUGGAUCACGCCACCUCUUUCCAGUGGAGGUAAUGCGGGUACAACAAGGCGAUAUGCGUUGGCUCGAGGAUUCUGCUCCGAACAGGCGAUCACCGUCGCCGAGCUGAUCGACGGUGAAGAGUGUUGGCUCAGUAAUGGUGUGAGAGGAUUUUUCCGAGGUAGAAUCCUGCUGGACGAGCCUAAACCAUGA
This is a messenger RNA of Aspergillus viridinutans, 831 nucleotides long. RefSeq names its product aminotransferase class IV. Bases 1 to 831 code for a protein of 276 amino acids. The transcript has a single exon. Gene Ontology annotation, molecular function: catalytic activity. Lineage: Eukaryota; Fungi; Ascomycota; Eurotiomycetes; Eurotiales; Aspergillaceae. The record is from RefSeq and is a predicted model, not a curated record.